Pseudopipra pipra is the source of this 2917-nucleotide messenger RNA. RefSeq names its product formimidoyltransferase cyclodeaminase (gene FTCD). The record is from RefSeq and is a predicted model, not a curated record. The transcript has 17 exons. Gene Ontology annotation, molecular function: folic acid binding; transferase activity. Lineage: Eukaryota; Metazoa; Chordata; Aves; Passeriformes; Pipridae. Bases 74 to 1699 code for a protein of 541 amino acids.
GGAAAGGGCAGGAAACCCACAGGGUACGAAGAGCUGAGUCGGGUGCUGCAGGGUGCAGGCAGAUCCUGAGACCAUGGCGAAGCUGGUGGAGUGUGUCCCCAACUUCUCGGAGGGGAAUAACAAAGAGGUGAUCGAUGCACUGGGACAGGCCAUCUCCCGGACACCGGGCUGUGUGCUGCUGGACGUGGAUGCAGGCGCCUCCACCAACCGCACCGUCUACACCUUCGUGGGGUCCCCUGAGGCAGUCGUGGAAGGGGCGCUGAACGCGGCCCGAGUGGCUGGGCAGCUUAUUGACAUGAGCCGACACACGGGUGAACACCCUCGGAUGGGGGCACUGGACGUCUGCCCCUUCGUGCCAGUGAUCAAUGUCAGCAUGGAGGAGUGUGUCACCUGCGCCCACAUCUUCGGGCAGCGCUUGGCAGAGGAGCUGGGGGUACCUGUUUACCUGUACGGAGCAGCAGCGCGGGAGGAGAGCAGGAAGGCCCUGCCCUCCAUCCGUGCCGGGGAGUACGAGGCGCUCCCUGAGAAGCUUGCAAAACCAGAGUGGGCUCCUGAUUUUGGGCCCCCAACCUUUGUCCCCCGGUGGGGGGCCACGGUGACGGGUGCCCGGACCUUCCUUAUCGCGUACAACAUCAACCUGCUGUGCACCAAGGAGCUGGCUCACCGCAUCGCCCUCAAUAUCCGCGAGCAGGGGCGCGGCCCCAACCAGCCCGGGCGCUUGAAGAAGGUGCAGGGUAUCGGCUGGUAUUUGGAGGAGGAGAAUAUAGCCCAGGUCUCAACAAACCUGCUGGACUUUGAGACCACGCCGCUCCAUGCUGUCUACGAGGAGGUCUGCCAGGACGCAGAGGCAUUGAAUCUUCCUGUGGUGGGGUCCCAGCUGGUGGGACUCAUUCCCAAGAAGGCCAUGCUGAAUGCAGCUGAGUUUUACAUCAAGAAGGAAAAACUCUUCAUCCUGGAGGAAGAACAGAAGAUCAGGCUGGUGGUCAGUCGGCUGGGCCUGGACUCCCUGUCUCCGUUUCACCCUCGGGAGCGCAUCAUCGAGUACCUGGUGGAGGCAGGAGAGGUGGACGGGGGGCUGGUGUCCAAGCCCCUGGGCGCCUUUGUGCGGGCAGUCGGUGGGAGGUCGGCAGCGCCGGGAGGAGGCUCCGUGUCUGCAGCUGCGGGUGCCCUGGGAGCAGCGCUGGGCUGCAUGGUGGGGCUGAUGAGCUACGGGAAGCGGCAGUUUGAGGACCUGGACCCCAUCAUGAGGAAGCUGAUCCCCUCGUUCCACCAGGCCAUGGAUGAGCUGGUGGCAAUGGUGGAUGCUGACUCCCGUGCCUUCAGCAGCUACAUGGAAGCAAUGAAGCUGCCAAAAAGCACCCCUGAAGAGCGGGAGAGGCGCAUGGCUGCCAUGCAGCAGGGACUGAAGACGGCCGUGAGGGUGCCCUGUGCCCUGGCAGAGAAGGUGAGUGGGCUCUGGCCUGCUCUGAAGGAACUGACACAACACUGCAACCUGGCCUGCAAAUCCGACAUCCAGGUGGGAGCCAAAAUGCUGGAAGCAGCUGUGUUUGGAGCUUACUUCAAUGUCAUGAUCAACCUCAAAGACAUAACAGAUGAGAAGUUCAAGCUUGUGAUGUCCCAGAAGGUCUCCGGGCUGCUGGAAGAGGCAAAGCAAGGGUCAGCACUCGUGCUGGCACUGCUGGAGAAGCGGGUGGCCUGAGGAGGGCUUGGGAGUGGUCUGGGCGUUCUGCAGUGGCAAAUAAAGCUGGGAAACCCACUUGUCCCUGUGUUGCUCUUUUGGUAUCGGCCUCUGGAGAUCCCAGUGUCACAUUCCCUGCUGGCCUUUCCCUGGCCAAGGGGGAUUUUUGCUGUCUGGGUCUUGGACUCCAGACUUCCUUCCCCCCAUCCCUGGGGCAUUAGGAGAUGACUGGGCUGGCACUGCCUGGGACCACAGGGAUCCUAACAAAGGGGGUGGCAGGGACCCAGUGAGACUGCCCGUGAGGGGUGCUUGUGCAUGGGUGCUUCCUGACCCUGCACACUCCUGUGCUUUAUGCCCUGACUCACUCCAUCAGCUGAUGUCGGGAGCUGUAACCACCACCCUCCAUCGUCUGUUUUUAUUAUAUGUGGCACCUUUUUAUAUGUUUUAUUAUAUAUGUGACCCUUGUGCUGGCUGGGAGUGGUGUGUUGACUUUUCUUACACAACCAAAUGAUAACCAUGGCCAAGGUGGUGCCAGUUUCAAUGCUCAGCAGUGUCACCUCUGCCUGCUACACCCCUCCUCACGGGGGGGGGGAUUUGGUAUUUAACAGGUGCCCGACAGCCCAGUUAGAGCCGUGCCAAGGACGGUGAUCAAGAGUGCUGCCAGCAUCGCCUCCUCUGGGACCUUUUGGGCAGGUUUGCUCACAGACCACUGAAGAUGUGUGACCCCCACCACGGCAUGCCAGGACCACACCAUCCAGUUUGCCCUCCUGGUCCUCCAGGACACCAUGGUCCCGGCACAGGUCCCUGCCCUGGUGGGCCUGCUGUCUGCCCCCCUCCACCUGGCCAUGGGCAUCCUCCCCAUGGGCACCCCCAUCCAGGACCACCUCAUGGCCAUCAGAAGCACGAUAAGAAGCACCAUAAAAAGCACCAUAAGGACAAGCACUCUAAGCACCAUGGAGACAAGCACUCCAGUGGCUCAAGCAGCAGCUCUGACUCUGACUGAAGAUCUGGCAUGUCCCACCUUCAGCCAAACACGAAGCCAAACACCUUGUGGGAACUCCCUGCAUGUAGCUGUACUCCCUUCCCCUUUCCCUUACAGCAGUGUUUUGCCUGCUGACUGAUUUUCUUGUGUUUACAUUGUAAAUGAUUUGUCCUGGAAUCUCUUGAGUCAUUGGACAGCAUCUCCAUUGUCUGUCUUUUGGGAGAGCCUGCUGAAAGUCAUCAUGUGCUUGUCUGCAA